Messenger RNA from Phycodurus eques (leafy seadragon), 6527 nucleotides. RefSeq names its product zinc fingers and homeoboxes protein 1-like. Gene Ontology annotation, biological process: regulation of transcription by RNA polymerase II. Gene Ontology annotation, molecular function: DNA-binding transcription factor activity, RNA polymerase II-specific; DNA binding. The record is from RefSeq and is a predicted model, not a curated record. NCBI's taxonomy places the organism in Eukaryota, Metazoa, Chordata, Actinopteri, Syngnathiformes, Syngnathidae. The transcript is spliced from 8 exons. Gene Ontology annotation, cellular component: nucleus. Bases 501 to 3218 code for a protein of 905 amino acids.
AUUGAGAAUUAGGUCAGCGAACUAAUGAAGCGCCAGUGAAGCUCUAUGGUAGUAAGCGUUGUGUUUCUAUUAAUGAAGCCUUAUACGACGCUUGCCGGGACACACAAUAACCUGUUCGGAAGAGGGUGAGAGAUGUCCGGUGUUCCCGGCAUCUGCGGGCGGGAUUCGUAGCCGCUCUACCGGUCCGUUUGUGCGGGUACCUCCCGCUGUCGGCUUGGGGAAAGCGACAGACGAGCCCAGUGAACGUCUGCACCACGGUGCCUCCCGGCCCGGCUUUGCUUGGAUUCUUAGCAAGACGACACAGCCAGACAGACGCCGAGAGCUUCUCUGGGGACACCAAGGAAAUCGGUCCUCGCCUCGCCAGCCUGGCGGCAACACGGCACUCGCGCACGCUUGUGUAGUUGCAAAAUUGAAGGAGUCUUGCUAUGUGAACUUGGCCACUUAAGACAUGUGAGCCUUGACUCUUCUUUACCCUGAGUAGAAGGUUGCACAGUUUGACAAUGUCGAGCCGCAGAAAGUCGACCACGCCUUGCAUGGUGCCACCCUCUGGCGAAUUGGAAGAGACAACUGAUAGAACAAUGGAAGUAGAGACUGAGGGGGUGGAGGGGGCAGUAGAUGAGAUUCACACAGCAGUGGAGCUGGAUCAAACGAUAGUGGUUGUCCCCACACCACCAGAUACUGGUGAGUCCAACAGCCUAGAGGACAAAGCUGUCCUCAGUCCAUCAGUAAAGUGUAGCUCUACAAGCCCCCCUGAGAGUCAGAGUAGUGACCACCUGAACAAGGAUAAGCAGUGUGACAUGCUUGAGGAAGGAGGAGCAGAUGGCACAAGUGUUGGCGCCAUCUCACUUAGCAAGACCCCUAUCAUGAGGAUGAAGACCAAAUCUGAACCCAAGAGGAUCGCCGUGGCCCUUAAAGCUUCAGACGAAGGUGUGGAGUAUUUUGAAGGCAGCAGCGAGGCUGUGGGGGAAGGAGAGCAGGAGCCAAUCGAAGCGCCUCUGGGACCAAUGGCGUCUGUGGAGAUGCUGCUGCAUGACUCCAUGAAGCUUGGAGCAGGCAACUUACUGGUCAGCCAAGCCUUAGAGCAGCCAAGGAAGUCAUCAGUUUUAAAUCCCACCAUUAUUCCUCCUGGCUUGGCACAGGUCCUUUCUGCUUUCCAUGCCCACAAGAACACAUCAGUUCAACCCCAAUUGCUGAUUCCUCUCAGCAGCAUUCCCUCUUAUAGUGCCGCUAUGGACAUCAACCCUCUGCUGGGUAGCACUUACAAGAAGUUUCCCUAUCCCUCCAUGGCUGAGAUCAGCAGUCUGGCAGGGCAGACUCAGUUCACAGAAGAGCAGAUUAAGGUGUGGUUCUCAGCCCAGCGGCUGAAGCACGGCGUCAGCUGGACACCAGAGGAAGUCGAGGAGGCCAGGAGAAAACAGUUUAACGGCACUGUGCACACAGUGCCUCAAACCAUCACUGUCAUACCUGCUCACCAGCUCUCUGCUGCCAACGGCCUGCAGUCCAUUCUGCAGACCUGCCAGAUAGUGGGCCAGCCUGGCUUGGUCUUCACACAGGUUGCUCCAGGAGGGAAUCUUCCAGUGACGAAUCCCAUCACCUUGACAGUGGCAGGACUGCCAAACCAGUCCCAGAGCUCCAACAGAGUUUCCUGCCAGUCGACCCCAACGAACAGUGAGCUGAAACGGGCUACCACUGUACAGCCCCCCUCGCUUUCCCCACAGGAGAACUCUGCCCUGAGUGCUGACACAUUCAGUAUGCGCCCCAAGAAGUCCAAAGAGCAGUUGGCCGAGCUGAAAGCCAGCUACCUUAAAAACCACUUUGUCAGUGAUGCAGAAAUUGCCCGCUUGAUGAAGAUCACCAAUCUAACCAAGGGAGAGAUUAAAAAAUGGUUCAGUGACACCAGGUAUAACCAGCGCAAUUCCAAGAACAACAAUGUCAUUGUUUUUCACGACGGAGGCAGCAGAGGAGGUGGCGGAUGUAGUAGCGGCACAAACACCACCAUUGUCAUUGACUCAAGCGAUGAAACCCCAGCAUCCCCUCAUCCACCAUGCACGCCUCUUGUAAAGGAGAAGGAGACACGGCCCAAGACGUGGAAUCCGUUCCCAGACUUCACUCUGCAGAAGUUUAAAGAGAAGACGCCAGAGCAGUUGGUGGUGCUGGAGGAGAGCUUUGAGAAGAGCAGCACGCCAUCUGAUGAAGAGCUGAGCCGCCUGAGAACAGAGACUAAACUGACGCGCAGGGAGAUUGAUGCCUGGUUCACAGAGAGACGGAAAAUGCCAACAAUCAGCACUCCCUCCCCAGAGUCUUCUGAGACAGGACAGAUGGAUACUGGUGGAGGGAAAGCUGGAGAAGUUGCUGCUGCUUCUCGCUCUGCUUCCUCCUCUCGUAAAGGUAGUCAAACUCCACCUGGAGGCCGCAGUAAGCAGAUGCCAGCCAGCAACAGCAACAGUAGCACCAGCAGCAGAGACAUCAAAGAUAAGACUAAAAAGACUCCAGAGCAGCUCCACAUUUUGAAAAGUGCCUUCGUGCGGACUCAGUGGCCCACAACAGAAGAGUAUGACCAACUAGUCGAGGAGAGCGGCCUCCCCCGACCCUACAUUGUCAGCUGGUUCGGGGACUCUCGGUACUCCUGGAAGAACGGCAACCUUAAAUGGUUUUUUCAGUAUCAAAGUGGUAACGUAGAGGGCCCGAAUGGUGGUGGAAAUCACAAAAUGGGAGGUGGUGGCAGUCGAAAAAGACGUGUCCGAAAUCGUGGUUGGGGGAGAUCCCGAACUCGCAAGCAGCCAAGGCGGACAGCAUCCUUUGGUUCAGACUCGGACAGAUGUUCCCCACCAAAGAAAUUAAAGAGUGGAAGGGACGUCUUAAAGGAGUAUUACCUAAAGCACCGCUUCCUCAAUGAGCAGGACCUGGAUGAGCUUGUCAACAAGACCAACAUGAGCUAUGAACGGGUCCGAGAAUGGUUUGCUGAGGUCCAGAGACGCCUCGACAUGGGUGCAGACCCCUUCCAGGAGCCGGCUUUGGGGAGGGCGGACGGAGGAGAGGGGGCUGAUGAGAUAAGUGGGGAGGCGUCGCAUGCCAACAAGGUACCAAGAGGUGACAGAAUGGGAGAUGAAGAGGAGGAUGAAGACAAUGAAGAGCAUGAUGAGGAGGAUACAGAUGACAGUGAGGUUUGGGAGCCGUCACGCAGUGUGAGGAAAUCCUUGUCUGUAUCUGAAGACUAGAUUUGUGCACAAGCCUCAAUUGAAGCAUUGAAUAUGUUCCAAGUAUUUCCAAAUGGUGUCGACAUGAAACUAACACAUUAUUAGCAGCUGUAUCUCCCUGUCUCAGCCCUCACCUGACUGACAUUAUUAAGAUGACCUGAAGAGAAUUUUUGUCACACCAAAAACAUUGAAAAGUAGAUAAUCAUUAAAAAAAAAAAUAAUAAUAAUAAUAACAAAUGGAUUUGGUGGUUCAAAACUGAGAUCGACAUAUGUCAUACAUGAAAAGUGGCUGUUAUUAAAGGGUAACUUGGGGAGGAAUUGAUAUUUUAUGUCUACUGUAAAUUCCUUUUUUAAAUGCAAUGUUGCAUUUCCCUUGUACAAGCCCAAAUUUGAACAGAAUCUUUCAGAAUUUCCAGCGAAUGAUCACCCCUCUUCCCUACAAAAACAAAAGUGUGACUUCCUAAUGUGUUUACAAGGUGCCACCUAGUCAAACACCUUGAGCGCACAUGGUGGAACUAGUCUAUAAUGCUGUUUUAUGUAUUACGGCUUUGAAAGCUAUAGUCACCUAAAUGAGAAUGAAUGCGUUUACACUGAUCAUGAAAGUCCAUGAUGGAUAAAGGCCGAAUGCAACAUGAGCCAAAGUACAUGAACAGUGAGUGAAUGCCAACGUAUUUGUUGAAGGGUGUCGAUUCAAUUCUUCCCUUGAUGGUUGUUACUAGUCUGUUUUAACAAGGAAUAUAACUAAUGGGGGGGGGGGGGGGGGGGGGGGGGAUGUUUAAUAUGCACUGCGGUUGAUGUUUUUUGUUUUGUUUUGUCUUUGCACCUUUUGACACAACAAGCUCUGUGCUGUUGUUAAUUUAUAUAUAUAUAUAUUGGUUCUGAAACUUUGCCAAAUUGGAAUGUGUUGUUUCUCAACCUCCAAAACAAACAAAUAACCAACCAAACAAACAAAGUGUUUAGCUGCAGCUUAUGGUGUAAAUGAAAUGCACCUGCUGUGCCUCAAUCAUAAGUUAAACAAAUCCACGUAAGCAACAAUCAUGACUUAAACCUAACUACUGGUGUGACGUAUUGUUCUCAAAACAGUAUUUCAGACAUUUUAAAUCGUGAAGCACCUGAACGAAACUUGUUUCAAAUGCACUUUGUCUGCCACAUAGUGGAUGAAAUUAUAAUUUGGCACCUUAUUUUAUCAUGCAAUGGCUCUGAGAGCCCAUAUUUGUUAUCUGACUAAUCCAGUAUUUUGCGUUUUUUUUUUUUUUUUUUUUUUUUAAUGAAUCAUUGUUCGUUUUCCCUGAGGAGGAAUCUUCCCAGUUGAUCCACUUUUGUAAUAAUAUGUAAAUGGUGUCAGAUGUUUAUAAGGCUCCGUAGAAUCAGCUGCCACUUACGUUCGUUUUAUUGCACACUUUGAGCCACAUUUUGAAUACUUUUUUGGGGAAAAGAACGCUUGUAUAAUGUUUUGUAUUGUUUCAAAUCAUGUGUCCACUUAACUUUUUGAUGGACUUGGGAGGACACGUUAGUAGUGGCCUUGCGGUUGUCUUCUCACAGCAAACCAACCAGAUGACACUAUAAGGACAUGUUCAAUAGCUAUAUAAUGUGUUAACAUCCCCUUACGUCCGAUCACAGAAAGAACUGUCGUAAGGAAUGACUACCAGCUGCCGUUUAACCAGCCUCGGCAAGGACAAUUACCCCCCCCCCCCCCCAGCACCAUGUUGACUGUUGUUAACUUAUACAGACAUACUGUACCUACAUGUGCCUACUUGGCUUGUGAACUCGUUGCAAGAGGAUCUCCCCAUAUUGUCACAAAGCACUUAUGGUAGCCUAUCUUAAAGGAAAUGGGGAUGCAUGAGCAAGAUGUGCUUUCUGCCGACACUACAAAAUGCCUGUUUGAAGUUAAACAUUACAAACCUCUGUCCCUAACCAUGGUUAAACCUCGGGCUUCUAAAUUACUUUCUUGUACUUGUCAUUCAUGCUACAUGCUAUCACCUUUUAGACAUCGCAAAAGCAUUUUCAGCCUGCCUGGUAUAAAGUCACUAAGCUAGCUCGCUGAUUGCAACUGAAUGAGCAGAACUCUUUGACACAUUAUUUGUCGUAAUGUGAAUAGUAAGUGCCUGGGCAUGGAAAAGAACAAGAUGUUGUACCAUAUAUACAGUUCAUGUAUACCGAGCGUUUAUACCUUUGUCUAUUACUGCAUGCAAUAAGUACGUUGAACAACUGCUCAUUUUGUACAUAUACAGUGUGUGUGUGUCUGUUUGGUUGGGUUGGUAUCGUUGGCACAGUGGUUUGCUAAUCUAAAGAUAAACAAGUGGUAUGAUUUCAAAGUCUGUUAUCAUGGAUUGUAUAAUUGUCUUUCCCAAAUCAUUAACAGUAUAAACAGUCCUGUCAGUUAGCUAAGAACACUUCCAAUAGUGAGCCUGAGUCCUUUUAAUACUUAGUCAUUACAAGCAUUUGAUUUUUGUGUUCUUUCUGCUGCUUAUUUUAGUACACAGAUGAGGUACAAGCCUACCCCAAAGUAUUUUACUAGCCAUGCUUGUAAAGCUUUUCUAUGUUUUUAUCAAUGACAAGUGUCUUUACAACCAAAUAGUUUGUUUACUGCACACACUCACCUGUGUUCGAAAGUGAAAGUGAAAUAGAAUUUAUUUUGAGCUCAGACGGUUUUGCUAGAGUUGCUUUUGGGUACUUUGGUUGCAAGGAAUAUAAAAUCACAACUCACUUGAAAGAUGAGCACUUUAUUGAAGGAUAUAAAUACAAUGUCCGCUAGGAGCAACAUGUUGUAAUUUAAAAAUGUUACUGUUACAAUAAGGCCCUAUAGUAAAUUAUAUGACCAAAUAACUGUUUGCUCGAUGCGUCUCUUCUUUGAUUUGUUCCAUGGGUAUAAUGAUAAAGUGCUGUGUCUUCUAAGUGGGUUUUGAUUUUAUAUAAUGUAUCAUAUAGCCUACCAUAUAUCCUACUUGCAGUAGAGCUUGUAUCGUGAGUAGUUAAGCUGCUGUAAUAUUAUACGCAUACCUUUUUGUCAUCUAAAUCCUUCACUAUGUGCUCUCAUUGUUUGUUUAUACCUGUGCUCUUUGAAUGUUUUGCAAAUGUUUUCACCAUAGCUUUUUCAACAAAAUACACUUUGUCACAAUAUAUAUAUAUUUUUUUUUUUCUAUUGCAAGCUCCUUUCUUAUAAAUGGAACACGUCCCUGUUUCGGUUCGGUCACAGAACCUAAAGUUUCGAUCUACAGUGAUGGCAACUCCCAUAUUAGAUGCAGAUGUUCCAUUAAAAUGCAUAACUGGAGUUGCAGUGAAGAUGAAAAGGAUGACGCCAUCACUUUAAAGCUCCCAAUAAAUGUUUAC